Recurvomyces mirabilis is the source of this 1449-nucleotide messenger RNA. RefSeq lists its product as uncharacterized. Gene Ontology annotation, molecular function: oxidoreductase activity. The coding region runs from base 1 to 1449 and encodes 482 amino acids. The transcript is spliced from 3 exons. NCBI's taxonomy places the organism in Eukaryota, Fungi, Ascomycota, Dothideomycetes, Mycosphaerellales, Teratosphaeriaceae. The record is from RefSeq and is a predicted model, not a curated record.
AUGUCUGGAAGGGUUUCCGUCGACGAGCUUUCCAAGCAUAACAAUCCCGAUGACCUCUGGAUCGUGGUCAAUGGUAAAGUGUACGAUCUGUCGAAGUUCGCACCGGAGCAUCCUGGGGGCCCGGAUGGCAAGGAUGGCAGCGAGACAUACAACCAAUACCAUGCCGCAGAUCUCAUCGAAAGAAGUCUUUCCGACGCCGAGAAGAAGGGUGUAUUAGACGAACCCACGGUCACCAAAGAAUGGAAGGACGCUCAACAACAGUCAUCGGUCACUCAAUCGGAUCCGGAGCAGAAACCACUACUUGAGACCAUCAUCAAUCUGAACGAUUUCGAACAGGCCUUCAACAAGUUCGGCGCUCAGAAGGCCAAUGCUUACAUCUCGGGUGCAUCGAAUGAUCUGCUAACGCUCAAUGCCAACAAGUCGUACUGGCAGAAACUAUGGUUCCGACCUAGGAUCAUGCGUAAUGUCUCCACUAUCAACACCGAGAUGACCAUGCUAGGUCAGAAGGUCAAAAUGCCAGUCUGGAUCUGUCCAAUGGGCAUCGCAAAAGUCGCAGGUCCAGAAGGUGAGACCGCUCUCGCGGCUGGAGCGGCAGCGAGUGGCAUCAUUCACUGCACUUCUGUAACUGCAUCGUAUGGACUUGAGGACAUCCUGGCCGCGGCACCUAACAAUCCCUUCUUCUACCAGUUGUACGUCGACAAGCAACGGCACAAGUCCGAGGAGAUUUUGAAAAAGAUCGAGAUGCACAACCAGAUUAAAGCGCUGUUUGUGACGGUGGAUCUGGCUGUUGUGUCCAAGCGAGAAGCAGACGAGCGUAUUCGAACGCAAGAAGUCACUUCUCUCUAUCUCUCUGGCGAGAAAAACAAAGUUGACAAGAAAGGUGGCGGUCUGGCCCGUACGACUGGAUCCUUCAUCGACUGGGCUUUGUCAUGGGACGAUCUGGCAUGGCUACGAAAGCAUACCAAGCUACCAAUCGUGGUGAAAGGCAUCCAAUCAGCUGCAGACGCCAAGCUGGCUAUGCAGCUGGGCUGUCAAGGUAUUGUCGUCAGCAACCAUGGUGGUCGUGCGCUUGACAAUGCACCAGCUACGAUACUAGUAUUGCUAGAGAUGAGACGAGACUGUCCAGAGGUUUUUGAAAAGAUUGAAGUGUUCGUUGACGGCGGAGUGAGAAGAGGAUCUGACAUCUUAAAGGCCGUCUGUCUGGGUGCUAGAGGUGUUGGUGUCGGCCGACCCUUCCAGUGCUCGGUCAUGUAUAACAAGGAGGGUGUCGAAUCUUGCGCAGAGAUCUUGCAAGACGAGCUCGAGACAGCAAUGCGACUAUGUGGCGUCACCAACCUCGAGAAAGCAAGAGGCGAUAUGUCCUACCUCAACACCUCCGAGAUCGAGCAGUACCUGCCCAAGCCGCAGGUCCGGUCAUUAUUCUCUGGCUGGUUCAGAUCAAGGUUAUAG